This is a messenger RNA of Brienomyrus brachyistius, 1734 nucleotides long. RefSeq names its product olfactory receptor 8U1-like. Gene Ontology annotation, biological process: G protein-coupled receptor signaling pathway. Lineage: Eukaryota; Metazoa; Chordata; Actinopteri; Osteoglossiformes; Mormyridae. The record is from RefSeq and is a predicted model, not a curated record. The transcript is spliced from 2 exons. Gene Ontology annotation, cellular component: membrane. Gene Ontology annotation, molecular function: G protein-coupled receptor activity; olfactory receptor activity. Bases 160 to 1095 code for a protein of 311 amino acids.
GAACAUUGACAUCAGUGGUAAGGAAACAUGCUAUACAAUCUGACAGCCUUUCUGACAAUCAGCCAAGGGAAAAAGCUGGGAAUGAGAACCAUAGCUGUUUACUGGGAACUCAGGGAGGAUUAUGUUCAAACGUGCUGAUUCAAAGGUUGGAGAACAGAAAUGGAUAACAGGCCCAACAUCAGCAACAUGCUACAGUUGGAGACUAUUGGUGUCUCACCUGUAUAUGUUUACCCAUUGUUUAGCAUUCUGCUUAUUACCUAUCUGAUCACUAUUAUUAGCAAUGUAGGAAUCCUUGUUCUUAUCAUCAUGGAAAGGAGUUUACAGCAGCCCAUGUACCUGUUAUUCUGUAACCUGUCCUUCAAUGAUAUUCUGGGGAACACUAAUGUUAUGCCUCGAAUCUUGUCAGAUCUCCUUUCAAAUGACAGAAGCAUUAGUUAUGUUGAGUGUGUCACUCAAGCAUUCUGUAAUCAAACAUCUGCUACUGCUGCACACACAAUACUGAUGAUCAUGGCUUUUGACAGAUAUGUGGCCAUUUGUAAUCCCUUGAGAUACUCUUCAGUAAUGACCACCAGCAUGGUCUUGAAGCUUUCGGUAUGUGCUUGGGGAUUUGCCAUACUGAUGGUGUCAGUCUUGCUGGGCCUCACCAUACGUCUCAAACUUUGCAGGACACUUAUUGUAAACAUGUACUGUGAUAAUGCAUCUCUGUUUAAGCUCUCCUGCCAGGAUGUGACCAUCAACAACAUUUAUGGUCUGGCUUUCACGGCGGUUCUUCUGACAUCUUCAAUGGGCAGCAUAGCCCUUACUUACUUUAGAAUCGUUACAAUUUGUGUCACCAGGAACAAUAAGGAGCUAAACAGCAAAGCUCUGCAAACUUGCACCAGUCACUUAGUCGUCUAUAUGAUCAUGUUGUGGACUGGAUUUAUAAGCAUUAUUUUUCAUCGCAUUCAAAUUGACUCCAGCUACCGGAAGCUUUCAAAUCUGUUGUUUUUCAUCAUCCCAGGAAAUUUAAACCCUAUUAUUUAUGCAAUACAAACAAAAGAAUUGAAAACUAAAAUGAAGAAAAUAUUUAGUGUUAAAGUAACACAAGCUCAAUAAAUUUCUAAUGGAUGCUUAACACCAUCGUGAUUUUUUUUUGCAUUAAAUAUAAUUUGCUCUUUAUGUUGUUGAUCAUUGGUUACUUUACCUUUAUUAUACAGUAAAGAAAAUUUAAUCCGAAAUAGUAAUGAAAAUGUUUUUAAAAACUGAUGAUAUAUGGAAAAAUGUAGGAGCAGGGAGUCAGUGAGUGUCAUAGGCAAAGAAAACAAACUGUACCAAAAGUAACUCUGAAUUCAUGUCUAUUUAAGGACGAAAAUGUUUCUAAUUUUGUGCAUCAUAACGAAUAAAAUAGUAGAAAUGCCUCAUCCAAUCCUACCAGACCAACGUGAGAAAAAUUUAAAAGUGAUUGCAUGUUCUCUCUGUGUGACAUGAAAUUCCUCCCGUAUUCCAAAGACAUGCAAUUAGGCUAGUCGGGGCCCUAAAUUGCCUAGAGUGUAUGACUGUGAAUAUGCACUAGCCUGCAGAGUACAGCACAGGCCCCGGGGCCCAGCCUGUCACCUUAAUCAGGAUAACUAUAUAAACGAUGGCUGCAUGUAUUUCGCUGGAGUAAUUUUAUGGCUCUAUGGUUUAUGCAUUUCAUCAGAAUGAACAAUGCAACCAAUACUGUAUGUGCUUCUCAUUUUCACACAUUAAAGCUGU